UAAUGCAAGUGGAGUCCCCAGUCCCUGAAGCAAUCCAGAGUUGCCUCUUAUCUUAUGUCUGCUUCAUAUGCUACACUACUACCAGUACUGCCAUGUGCUUUCUUUUCUUUUGUUUCUCCUCCUUUUAAGCUUUGAUUGAACAUUCAACUACUCUACACUUUGCAACAUGGGGGAAGCUCCAGAAAUACAACUUCAGGUCCUGUCUGAGGAUGAGAAAUUAAAUGAAGAUUCAGUUGAGCAGCAAACAAAUGGAAACCAGUCAACAACAAUCACGCAACAAAGAACCUACAAAUGGUGGCUACUAAUGACAAUCUAUACAUUUUUUCUGCUUUCCGGUCAGUCAGUGGCUACACUUCUUGGAAGAUUGUACUAUGACAAAGGCGGAAACAGCAAGUGGCUAGCAACCAUUGUUCAAGUCGUCGGUUUCCCAAUCCUCAUUCCCUUAUAUUACCUUCCAUCCUACAAAUCCUCACACACUAGCAACAUUACAACCAACCCACCCUCUCUUUUAGUUCUUUCAGGCAUGUAUUUUGGGCUUGGACUACUUUUGGCAGCCGGUUGCUUGUUGUAUUCAGUUGGUCUUUUGUAUCUCCCGGUCUCCACUUAUUCACUCAUUUGUGCUUCCCAAUUAGCCUUCAAUGCCUUGUUUUCCUUCUUCUUUAACUCACAAAAGUUCACCCCUUUCAUAAUAAACUCUUUGGUCCUCCUCACAAUCUCUUCCACCCUCCUCGUAUUCCAAAACGAUUCCUCAGGUUCCACACCAGUUCCCAGAGCCAAAUAUGUGAUCGGAUUUGUAUGCACGGUGGCUGCUUCAGCAGGGUACGGAUUGAUGUUGUCUCUAACACAACUUUGUUUCCAAAAGAUUCUCAAGAAACAAUCAUUUAAGGCAGUGUUGGACAUGAUAAUCUACCAGUCAUCGGCUGCAACUUUGAUGAUCAGUGUGGGUCUUUUCGCCAGUGGGGAAUGGAAGAGUCUGGGCGAAGAAAUGGAAGGGUUUAAACUGGGUAAGUCGGCAUACGUUAACGUUUUGGUUUGGAUUGCUGUAGGGUGGCAAGUUUUCUCGAUUGGUGCGGUGGGUUUGAUCUUCGAAGCGUCAUCGCUUUUCUCAAAUGUGAUCAGCACGUUGGGACUACCCAUUGUUCCAGUGUUUGCGAUGGUGUUUUUCCACGAUCCAAUGACUGGAAUUAAGGUCAUUUCCAUGUUGUUGGCCAUAUGGGGAUUUGUGUCCUAUGUUUACCAGCACUAUCUUGAUGAUCGAAACUCUGAUACUGGAAAACUUUAAAUCAAAUUUGUCAAAAGUUAGUAUUGGGUAAUCAAUCCUAGAUUAAGAAGUUAAAUUUCUUGUAUUUAUGCCUAUACUUUCUACUUCAAAGUUUUUGAGUUUAAUUCAA
Messenger RNA from Gossypium raimondii (Peruvian cotton), 1391 nucleotides. RefSeq names its product probable purine permease 10. Gene Ontology annotation, molecular function: purine nucleoside transmembrane transporter activity. The record is from RefSeq and is a predicted model, not a curated record. Lineage: Eukaryota; Viridiplantae; Streptophyta; Magnoliopsida; Malvales; Malvaceae. Gene Ontology annotation, cellular component: membrane. The transcript has 2 exons. Bases 167 to 1282 code for a protein of 371 amino acids.